Messenger RNA from Penicillium coprophilum, 2748 nucleotides. RefSeq lists its product as uncharacterized. The transcript has a single exon. Gene Ontology annotation, molecular function: phosphomevalonate kinase activity; FAD binding. The coding region runs from base 1 to 2748 and encodes 915 amino acids. Lineage: Eukaryota; Fungi; Ascomycota; Eurotiomycetes; Eurotiales; Aspergillaceae. Gene Ontology annotation, cellular component: cytoplasm. The record is from RefSeq and is a predicted model, not a curated record. Gene Ontology annotation, biological process: cholesterol biosynthetic process.
AUGGUGGCAAAUGAGAACGAGGUACUGGACUCUUUCGCUCCUUUCAUAGCGGGGUUUAUCAUGCAGGAUGUGGAGACGGACAAGGCUAUCCGAGUCAAAUGGCGUGAGAUAUGUCGAGCCCUGGGCCGUCUGGAGGACGCAUACCCAGACCAUCUUUUAUUCAGAUCGCCCAACAUCAUGGUGGCCUUCACUCAACAUGCGACCACGUUGCCAGAGUUGACGGCGCAGGUGUCAUUGUUGAAGGGGGACAAAACAGUCAAGAACUGGGAGGCUCGUCUUCACCACCCUGCAGCGAUUGUUAGGCCGACAGAGGUCCAACAUAUUCAAAAGUGCAUUCAAUGGGCCCUGAAGCACGGGUUAGGCCUGGCCGUCAUCGGCGGUGGGCAUAGCGGCCACUGCCAACGUUCCAAUGUCGUUUCAGUUGACAUGAGCGCAUUCGACCAACUACACAUUAUCGAAUCUGAGGAUGGUCAACGAGAAUCUGGUCAAGAUUCGGUUCCCUUGAUUGUUGCUGGGGCCGGCUGCAAGACGGGAGAUAUCAUCCGGAAGACCAUGGCUGCAGGCGUGACAGUCCCCUUAGGGGCCCGCCCAAGCGUAGGCGCGGGGCUAUGGUUACAAGGUGGCAUUGGCCACCUAGCUAGGUUGUACGGGCUUGCGUGUGAUGCUAUCCUCGGUGCCGUGAUGGUCAGUGUUGAAUCUAGCCAGGUUUUUUACAUCGGCCGUGUACCAAGCCAACACCAGCCUGCCGGUGCCGUGCGUCCAGAAAACGAAGAAGAUCUGUUAUGGGCAAUGAGAGGCGCUGGCACCAACUUUGGCAUCAUAGUCAGUUUUACUUUCAAAGCUUAUGUGGUUCCGACCUUCUCAACUCGGACCUGGUGUAUCCCGUUAAGUGACAAUAUUGAGGCGCGGCACACCCUUAGUAGGUUUGAUGACCUUGUCACCGGGAGUCUCCCACGGAACUGUUCUGCAGACGCGUAUGUGUACUGGGACACUGGGAGGCCGCAUGUCGGCGUGAGCAUGUUCGAAGCUUCCACGACAGAGCCAAGGGUUUUCGGGCCUGAAAACAAUUUCCAGGUCAUGGACAGCGUCAUGUUGUUCGAAGCCGAUAUGUACAUGUCAGAAAUGCACGGCGGGCACGGCUCCAUCAAAAAAUCCUCAUUCAAACGAUGCCUAUUCCUAAAAUGCAUCGGAGCACCGAAGGUCGCCGAUAUCCUGGUGGCAGCCAUUAGGAAUCGUCCCUCAUCGGAGUCCUAUCUUCAUCUGGUGCAAGGUGGCGGAGCUAUCAGCAAUGUGGCAGCCAAUGCAACUGCUUUUGGUUGUCGAGACUGGGACUUUGCCUGUGUGAUAACAGGUGUAUGGCCACGCGAACAAUAUGGAAACGCAUCGUCGCGAGAUGCCGUGCAGUGGGUGUACGACGUCGCUAAUGACUUGUUGCCUGUGAGUAGCGGAGUUUACGGCGCAGACCUAGGGCCGGAUCCAAGAGACGCUGUGCUGGCGGUCAAGGCUUUUGGGCCGAAUCUAGCUCGACUUUCUCACCUCAAGCACAGCUUAGACCCGAAUGAUGUCCUGGCCUAUGCCUGCCCACUCCCGAAAAUGCCGAGGGCACAGAAGCUCAUCAUUCUCAUCACGGGCGCAAGCGGCGCCGGAAAGGACUAUUGUGCCGCUAUCUGGGUCUCCGCGUUCCUCAACUACACCCUUAAGAGACUCAUAGCUCGCGUAGUCAGCAUUAGCGAUGCAACUAAGCGAGAAUACGCGGCGGCCACCGGUGCCGACCUGAACCGCCUACUGCAGGACCGCGCGUACAAAGAAAAGCAUCGGCCAGCGUUAACGACAUUCUUCCUGAAUCAGGUGCGGGAUCGUCCUCGAUUACCAGAGGAUCAUUUUUUGAGUGUGGUACACGGCGCCGGAGACGUGGAUGUGUUGCUAAUCACGGGAAUGAGAGAUGAGGCACCAGUCGCCGCAUUCUCGCCUUUAGUUCCAGGUAGCAGACUGCUUGAAGUUCACGUAAAAGCUAGCAAAGAGACGCGACAUACUCGCCGAGGGUGUCACGAUGGUGAUGAUGAUACGUCAAAACUGAAGCUCUCAGACUAUCCUCCUAGUCUCAUCUUCGACAAUGAUGCGACCGGAGACAAGGCUGGGAAAGAGUUUGCCGAAGCCUUCCUUCUUCCUUACUUUGAUGAGGACCUUCAGCGCCUGGAUAACAUGGUGCGUUCAGUACCCGACUUUCCACGGCCGGGCGUUGAGUUUCGGCAUAUCCUCAACAUCUCCCAGCAGCCGGGUGGGCUAGCCCUGUGCACCUCUCUGCUGCAGACUCACUUCACCGGUGACUGGACGACAGUGGACGCGAUUGCAUGUUGUGAGACGGGCGGGUUUAUUUAUGCGCCGGCAUUAGCCUCGCGCGUCGAUAUACCCUUGGCGUUGAUUCGCGAAGCUGGGAAGCUGCCCCCGCCCACCGUGUCUGUCCUUAAGUGUUCAUCUCACAUAUCUUCGACAUCCGGUUCACAUGAGACGAGGAUUGAGAUAGAACGGGACUUGAUUCCUAAAGGCGCAUCGGUAGUAGUGAUUGAUGACGUUCUUGCCACGGGCAAGACACUUUGCGCGAUGUUACAGCUUUUAGGCGAGGUGGACGUUGCUGAUGUCAGCAUCAUGGUCGUCGGGGAGUUUCCUAUUCAUCGUGGUCGGGAGCUGUUGCGACAGCGUGGGUAUGGCGUCAAUAUCCAAAGCCUUUUAGUCUUUGAUGGUGUCUGA